This is a messenger RNA of Drosophila grimshawi, 426 nucleotides long. RefSeq lists its product as uncharacterized. The coding region runs from base 19 to 366 and encodes 115 amino acids. Lineage: Eukaryota; Metazoa; Arthropoda; Insecta; Diptera; Drosophilidae. The record is from RefSeq and is a predicted model, not a curated record. The transcript has 2 exons.
UCACUGUUGGAUAGAAGAAUGAAGUGGUUGAUUAUGGCAAUUUUAGUAUUUUGGAUCAUCUCAUUGAUCGAUAGUGGCAGAUUUAGACCAAACGGGGCGUGUUUGGUGAAAAACAAAUACAAAAACGAGCGAUACUGUAAGGGACCCCGUCGCCAGUUUUAUGUCUUCCAUCGCAUCAUUUUGAACUGUGUAUCAGUUUUCUCCAAGUGCCAGCGGGUCCACAAGCACAACGAGUGGCCCAGUCUCAACAAAUGUCAAAGAGAAUGCGCCUGGCAUAUGCAAAUUAUAAUGCCUCCCAACUCAACGAAUACAACGACGACAACAGAAGACCCUGCAGCUGGCAGACAAGCAGUGGCAAGCGACUAAGCCAAGAGCAGCCAGACCACAGAGUACAGCUGGAGCUGGAGCUGGAGCUCGAGCUGAAGC